UAAAAAUGAAAAAAACCCGUUUCUUCUCUCUUUCAGACAGGUUGAAAGAGGGGGAAGAAAAAUAAAAAUUAAAAAAAAAAGUAUAAAAAAAAACCCUAAAAAAACAGAAAAAUGGCGAUUGCAAGAACGGGAGUUUUUGUAGACGAUUACUUGGAGUAUUCAAGCACGUUGCCAGCAGAGCUUCAGAGACUUCUAAAUACAAUGAGAGAGCUCGACGAGAGGUCCCAAGCUAUGAUCAACCAGACAAGAGAACAAACCAAGUACUGCUUGGGAAUGCCUUCACAGAGUUCUAAGAAAGGAAGCAAUGAAGAAGACGACUCAGCAUUUGAGAAGAUGCGGAAGGAGAUUGAGACAAAUCAGGAGAACGCAUUGAGCCUCUGCACUGAGAAGGUCUUGCUAGCAAGGCAAGCUUAUGACCUUAUUGAUAGCCAUGUAAAACGACUUGAUGAAGACCUUAACCAGUUUGCAGAAGAUCUUAAACAAGAGGGAAAGAUACCACAAGAUGAGCCAGCAAUACUUCCUCCACUGCCCAUAGUCCCUAAGGAUGAGAAGCGGAAGUUGUUUUUUAGUACACCUCAGCCAAAGAGAAUCAAUUUCAGAGAGAGGGAUUGGGAGAAGGAGGGUGAUCGAGAUUUUGAACUCAUGCCUCCUCCGGGAAGCCAUAAGAAGAACGUUCCUGCACCUGCCGAUCUUGAUCAACUGACUGAUCCAAAUGAACCGACAUACUGUGUCUGUCAUCAGGUAUCCUUUGGAGACAUGAUCGCCUGUGAUAACGAGAAUUGUGAAGGAGGCGAAUGGUUCCACUAUUCCUGCGUGGGGCUGACGCCAGAGACGAGGUUCAAGGGAAAAUGGUAUUGCCCGACCUGCAGGCAGCUAUCAUCCUAACUCAAAUGUAAUUUCAGCCGUGAGAGUCUCUCUCUAUCAACUAUGGUGGGCUGGGGGAUAUAUGGGCAUUGUUUUCAUCGGGACCUGAUCGGGAUGGGCGGCCUGCCUUUUGUCAUAUGGGGUGUUUCUGUUUUGAUGUCUCUGCCACAGCAGGGGUUCGGAAGCAGGUAGGAAUUUCCGAGUUCUUUUGAAUUCUGUUUAUUAAUGAGAAGGGUCUUUCAUUUUCUUUGCAA
This is a messenger RNA of Magnolia sinica, 1118 nucleotides long. RefSeq names its product PHD finger protein ING2. The record is from RefSeq and is a predicted model, not a curated record. The coding region runs from base 112 to 885 and encodes 257 amino acids. NCBI's taxonomy places the organism in Eukaryota, Viridiplantae, Streptophyta, Magnoliopsida, Magnoliales, Magnoliaceae. The transcript has 7 exons. Gene Ontology annotation, cellular component: nucleus.